AUGUUUAAACGGUUGAUUCCUAAGAAUAGUAAUACUACUCGAAUAGCAAAUCCAUAUUCCAAUUCACCGUUAUUGCUACGAUUCUUAACUAUGCAGUCAAAACCAUUACUUUCAAUAGAACAAUGUCGAGAAUUACCAAGUGCGAGAUUUCCUGAAUAUAUCAAAGAAGCAACUGGGAAAUUAUAUAAUGUAAUAUGGAGAUCAGCUCCACCAACAAAUAUAUAUGUGGUGAAAAAGCCUUGGGAUACAACUGUACGAGAAGCAAUGAUUGAAUUUAUAAAUCAUUUGCAUAAAGAAUAUCCAUCUGUCAAUGUCAUUGUAAGUGAAGAUGUUGCUGAUGAAUUAACUCAUGAAUUAAUUAGUACAUCUAAGAUAUUUGAUCCAAAUAUCAAGCAUACAAUAUAUACUGGAACCAGAAAAGAAAUUGUAGAAAGAACUGAUUUGAUGGUUACAUUAGGUGGAGAUGGGACUAUUUUACGAGGUGUAAGUUAUUUCCUGAAUGUUUCUGUUCCACCAGUAUUGUCAUUUGCAAUGGGUACUCUUGGAUUUUUAUUACCAUUUGAUUUUAAGAAUUGUUUUGAUACAUUUAGAAUGGUUUAUGAAUCAAGAAGUAAAGCUUUACAUAGAAAUAGAUUGGAAUGUCAUGUGAUUAGAAAAGAUCCAGAAGCUAAGAAAGAAAAUGGAGAAAUGAUUCAUGCCAUGAAUGAUAUUACAUUGCAUCGUGGUAGUUUACCAAAUUUAACUUCAUUAGAUAUAUUUAUUGAUGAUGAAUUUUUUACAACUACAGUUGCUGAUGGAUUAGUAUUUGCAACACCAACUGGAUCAACUGCAUAUUCACUUUCUGCCGGUGGAUCAAUUACCCAUCCUGCUGUACCAUGCAUAUUAUUAACACCAAUCUGUCCACGAUCAUUAUCAUUCAGACCAUUGAUAUUACCAAUCACGUCAGAUAUCAUGAUUAAAUUAUCAGAAUCCAAUAGAAAUCCAUCUAUUGAAUUAACUAUAGAUGGGAUUUCUCAACAUGAUUUACGAGUAGGUGAUGAGAUUCAUGUCGUUCUGGAUCAACAUGUGCCAACAUCUCCUGAUCUCGAUAAGAAGAAAUCAUGGGGGAUUUGGUGUAUUACUAAAGGACCCAAUGAUUGGACAAAAGAUAUUAAUGAAUUGUUAGGAUUUAAUAGUGGGUUUAGAGGUCAAAAAAAUAAACCACAACAUUUAUAG
Hemisphaericaspora subhashii is the source of this 1215-nucleotide messenger RNA. It is a transcript of the gene POS5, whose product is annotated as NADH kinase. The record is from RefSeq and is a predicted model, not a curated record. Gene Ontology annotation, molecular function: NAD+ kinase activity. Gene Ontology annotation, biological process: NAD+ metabolic process; NADP+ biosynthetic process. NCBI's taxonomy places the organism in Eukaryota, Fungi, Ascomycota, Pichiomycetes, Serinales, Debaryomycetaceae. The transcript has a single exon. Bases 1 to 1215 code for a protein of 404 amino acids.